Molecule: messenger RNA, 2163 nt
Organism: Vidua macroura (Pin-tailed whydah)
Lineage: Eukaryota; Metazoa; Chordata; Aves; Passeriformes; Viduidae
Gene: MLC1
Product: modulator of VRAC current 1
Exons: 13
Coding region: 451-1590 (379 amino acids)
Biological process (GO): regulation of response to osmotic stress
Cellular component (GO): endoplasmic reticulum; plasma membrane; cytoplasmic vesicle
Source: RefSeq, a predicted model, not a curated record
CCAGUGGGAGUGCCAGCAGGGGACUGUUAGUUGGCAAAAAUGCGGUGGAUGAAGAGAUUGUGUUUCUGGAGAAGAUGAUGGUUUACAUGAAGGACUAAAUCCAAAGAAGUUUGUAUUAUGCUAUGGGAGCAAAUAUUAUUCUAGAGGAGCAAGGCAUCAAUUUGAAGCUAUUUGUUCUAAAUUUUGAUCUUGGUUCAGUACGUGCCCCAAGACGUGACCUAGGAAACAUGGACUGAGGAAUCAGCUUCAGAGAAACAAAAUACGUCAAAGAGGUGAAAUAUUUAAAAGAGCUGAAAAUACUCAACAAGAUGUUGUUGAAAGCCAAAGUGUAAGGGAGAACUUCUCAAAGCCGGCAUGACUCACUGAACGGUGAGAAUAUCACAAAGUGUACAGGCAGCUGUGUUCACAGGGCUGUUUUAAACUGACAGUUAACUUUUCAGUGGAAGUGUUAUGACCAGGGAAGAAGGUUACAGAGAAGAAUUUAGCUAUGACAGGAUGCCAACUUUGGAGCGGGGAAAACAAGAGAAUGGAAAUUAUAUACCAGAUAUCAAAUCCAGUGACCUUCAGCUGUCAAAGAGGCUGCAUCCUUGCUUUAGUUACAAAACAUGGAUAUUUUCUUUGCUGAUGGGGACUUGCCUCCUUAUUACUUCUGGAUUUUCACUAUAUCUGGGAAAUAUUUUCCCAUCUGAAAUGGAUUAUUUACGUUGUGCAGCAGGUUCAUGUAUUCCUUCAGCAGUUGUGAGCUUUGCUAUAGCAAGGAAUAAAAUUAAUGUGAUACCAAAUUUUCAGAUUCUAUUUGUCUCUACAUUUGCUGUUACAACAACGUGUUUAAUUUGGUUUGGAUGCAAACUUGUCCUCAAUCCAUCAGCUAUAAAUAUAAAUUUCAACUUGAUUCUACUUAUUCUGCUGGAAAUCUUCAUGGCAACUACUGUGAUCAUUUCAGCUAGGUCUACUGAAGACUGCUGUACAAGAAAGAAAAAUGCUGCACAUGACAAUGCCAUUGUUUUGAGCAAUGUCAGCUUUCCUGCUCGAAUUCUGAAGUCAUACUCAGUAAUUGAGGUGAUUAUUGGAAUUUCAUCAGUAUUUGGUGGAAUAAUUGCUUUGAAUAUGGAUGUUCUAGUCUCAGGUCCAUACCUCUCAGUAACAUUCUUUUGGAUCUUAGUUGCUUGCUUUCCAAGUGCUAUUGCAAGUCAUGUAGCUGCUGAAUAUCCAAGUAAAUGUCUGGUUGAGGUCCUGAUUGCCAUUAGCAGUGUUACCUCUCCUUUGUUGUUCACUGCUUCCGCAUACUUAUCCUUCAGUAUCAUGCAAGUUGUUGACAUCUUUAAAAGUUAUCCACCUGCUGUUAAACAAUCUUAUGAUGUACUCCUGUUGCUGCUAAUGUUGAUGCUGCUAAUUCAGGCAUGCCUUACUAUUGGAACUGUAAUACAGUGUGUGAAUUACAAGACAAAAAUGAAACUACAAGAUUCAGCAUGGACACCAUCACAGGUUAAAAAACAGGAAUACAGAACAACAGAGGUUUCCAAUAAUACCUUAAAGGAUUUUGACAAAGAUAAAGCUUGGAAAGCAGUUGUGGUGCAGAUGGCUCAGUAGUUUGGAUUCUACAAAUGCAGCCAACACAGCACAAUCCAAUAAAAUAAAUCAACUGUUUGAAUUAAGGUUUAAAAACUUCCAUUUUUAAACAGCAAUAUAGUUGCAGCAGUAGGAGCCAUGGAAUACCGCAAUAAAUGAUGUAUCUUUCUAAUAAUUUUAGAAUUUGUUGAUAAUAUUUUUAACACAUCUGUAUUUUCUGUUGGUAUCUGUAGUCUAGUGUUUAGAAGAUACCUUUAGAAAAAGGUAAUGAGUCACAUGGAUUUAUGCUGAUGGCAAAGUAAAAUAUUGCAAUAUGUAGUAGGCUUCAUAUAUUUGCAAGAGAUUGUUAUAACUGCAGUUAUGCAGUCAGUGUGACUGAUAAAUGCUUUUGUAAAGUUAUGAGUACAAGUCAUAAUUGAUGUUUUUGCUUAUACUUCACUUUUGUAGGAGUUGUAAAGUGUUCUGCAUCUUAUUGCUUUUAUAUAAAUAAAAGUCUUUAUUAUGUGGAAACUCGAGAAUGUGGAUUGACAUUCUAAUCUGAGAGGUGACAACAGAAUAUUCUUUUCCAUUAAACUUCAAUUUCUGGACUAUUAA